ACCGAGAGUUGACUCUCCCCUCGCACUGCUGGGGCUCCGUUGAGCUCUCUUGUAAACAACUCAUCUUUUGAAACAUUUUCAAUGAAUUUCGAUAGAGUAUUUCUCUGUAUCAGCCGCGUCGUGUGUGUUUCGCGUUUAAUUGCAGUUUAUCUGCUUCGCUUACAAUGGAUUCGUAGCACCAAACGGGCCUGUCGUCUUUCGCCAUGAGCCUAGCUUCCGAAGGAGUCGCAGGUAGCACCCACUCAACCGAGAGCGCGGAAGAGAACACUGAUGGUGAUAGACGCUAUGCCAGGAAGGCCACAAGGUUUGUCGUCAAACACUUGGAGAAAGGUGUCGUACCAUUGUGCGUUGCAGUCGCUGAACUGUUCGAGAAGCUCGAGAGCCUGCGCAGGGAGGUGCAAACGCUGCAAGAAGCUCUACAACAGGGAACUGAGGUGCAAUCACAGACCGAACAAAGAGGUACGCCCGUCAAAUUUGGCGGUCCACCGAGCAGCACGGAGACAGUGACAACACUUCCAUUGGAUGGAUGUCUGUGCUCAGCAUGCAAGAACUCCACACCUCCCUACUUUUCGUUAGGAUCCACUUGGAUGAACGUUACUGUGAUUUUGCCAAGAAUGUGGGACAACGUCGGUGUCGUCCGUUACGUAGGGCAUCUGGACUGUAGUUCGCCCUGCAAGCUGUGGGCUGGUGUUCGACUGGACGAACCAGUGGGAUGGACAGACGGCAGUCUGCAGGGCGAACGGUAUUUUACUUGCGAACCUAAUCAUGGCAUAUUUGUUCCCUUGUCUAGGAUCUUACCAGUACAGGCACUAACAAAAAAGCUGAAGUCAAGCUGUUAAGUACAUCGCAAUUGUCAAAGUCAUAUUCAGCGUGGGCUGAGGUGCAAUCGUCAUAACAGGUGUUUCUACAGCGUAUUAUUUCAAUAAAUAUUUCAUGAGAGCAACCAA
Messenger RNA from Ornithodoros turicata, 947 nucleotides. RefSeq names its product CAP-Gly domain-containing linker protein 2-like. Gene Ontology annotation, cellular component: cell cortex; nucleus; microtubule plus-end. The transcript is spliced from 6 exons. Bases 204 to 839 code for a protein of 211 amino acids. The record is from RefSeq and is a predicted model, not a curated record. Gene Ontology annotation, biological process: cytoplasmic microtubule organization. Lineage: Eukaryota; Metazoa; Arthropoda; Arachnida; Ixodida; Argasidae. Gene Ontology annotation, molecular function: microtubule plus-end binding.